AUGAAAUUCAAUCAAGCAUAUACAUAUCUGAUACAGCAACUACCUCCCUCAUUAGUGGAAGAAGCAUGGAGACGCCUUACUACUCGAAAACGCAAUCCUUUUACACUACUAGAAGCAUGUGGUAUAGAUCCAGCUAUUGAAGAUUUUUUGCAACAUGAAAUUAUAGUUUAUAAUAGAAAAAAAGAACGCCAACGUCGAAUGCCUCCUUGUUUACCAUUAAACAUUCUAUGUAGUUUAUUUCCGCCCAAAAGACGAACAACUUCAGUAGAUUUUCCUGUAUUAGUUCGACCAGAGAUUAUAAGUGUGAAAGGCCAUUGGGGUGUGCUAUUUAAUGAGUUAAUCUUUCCGGAUUAA
Molecule: messenger RNA, 354 nt
Organism: Entrophospora sp. SA101
Lineage: Eukaryota; Fungi; Glomeromycota; Glomeromycetes; Entrophosporales; Entrophosporaceae
Source: the annotation of a GenBank genome assembly